GGCACCGGAGGGGGGAAGACACGUCCGUACACCUACCAGCACAGACGGCGUUUGGUUCCUGCCAGGGAAUACAAACGCGCUCUUUUUCCUGUUUAAUUAGCGUUAUCAUUAUUUUUUUCCCCCUUUCUCUCAGCGUGCAGGCUAUAACUUUACUUUUCUUCUUCUUUUUUUUUAACCGAGCCGAGCAGGAACCGAGCCCGCCGUUAUUAUGGGAGUUUGUUGAAACAGUGCUGUGGCUGGAGGAGUGUAAAUGGCUGAGAGAGGUCGACGGAGGACUUGGGAGACAACUUGCAAGAUGUCGCACUUUGUGGAAGCCUAAAAAAGGAGUAUUUGUUUUUGUUUUUAUAAAGCGAAUGUCACUGUUAGCGUGACAGGAGGUGGUGAAAGAGAAGGGAAGAGGCUGCAGCUACAGGAGGAUCUUGGUGUUGGUUUGUUCCUCCGGCUCGGAGAGAAAUAGUUUCUUCUGUAGCCGCCAUCAUUCCGUGCUGUGGGGCCGACCCCAAGAUGUCUUCUAAUGGAGACCUAAGUGAGCUGGGGAGCUCUGAGAGCUUCUGGGAGCCUGCAGACACAGGGGUGCUUUCUCACGUUUAUUUAGGGCCCCAAUAUGGUACACUGGAGAAGGCUUGGCAUGCCUUCAUGCAAGCGGCUGACCGACUCAGCGAGCUGCACAUGGAGCUGCGGGAGCGGCUGGCGGGUGAGGACAGCGAGAAAGUGCGCAGCUGGCAAAAAGAGGCCUUCCACAAGCAAAUGAUGGGAGGUUUCAGAGAGACGAAGGACGCGGAUGAUGGCUUCCGCAAAGCUCAGAAGCCCUGGGUCCGUAAGCUGAAGGAGGUGGAGUCAACUAAGAAGAGUUACCAUCAGGCCAGGAAAGAGGAGUGGACGGCGGCUAACAGGGAGGCGCACGCCAAGGCUGACCCGACCAAGUCACAAGAGGAAGUUCGCAAAUACACAACCCGGGUAAAGGAGCGCUACUCCAAGGCCUUGGAGGAGCUGAACCGCUGUAACCCCCGCUACAUGGAGGACAUGGAGCAGGUGUUCGACUUAACCCAGGAGGCCGAGCGCAAGAGGCUGUGUUUCUUUAAAGAUGUCCUGCUCGACAUCCAUACACACCUUGACCUAUCCUCCAAAGACAGCUUCAAAGCCUUGUACCAGGACCUGGGCCAGACCAUUCGUGCAGCCAACGAAACUGAAGACCUCAGAUGGUGGAGGAACACCCACGGACCGGGCAUGAGCAUGAACUGGCCCCAGUUUGAGGUGUGGUCUCCAGAGGCAAGUCGCUCCAUCAGCAAGAAGAUGCACAGUGGAAACUCUGAGGAGAACGUGGUGACCCUCACCAACAUCGUCUCCUCUGCUGGAGGUGAAGUCCCACCGAGUCCCAUUACCCUGGACACCAGCAGGUAGGAGGACACUGUGGACAUGAUGUUGGAGUUAAUG
This is a messenger RNA of Neolamprologus brichardi, 1434 nucleotides long. Lineage: Eukaryota; Metazoa; Chordata; Actinopteri; Cichliformes; Cichlidae. The record is from RefSeq and is a predicted model, not a curated record.